Molecule: messenger RNA, 1917 nt
Organism: Ustilago hordei
Lineage: Eukaryota; Fungi; Basidiomycota; Ustilaginomycetes; Ustilaginales; Ustilaginaceae
Exons: 2
Coding region: 1-1917 (638 amino acids)
Biological process (GO): proton transmembrane transport; regulation of intracellular pH
Cellular component (GO): plasma membrane
Molecular function (GO): nucleotide binding; P-type proton-exporting transporter activity
Source: RefSeq, a predicted model, not a curated record
AUGUUGAACCCUGACUACUCAUUGUACGAAUGCUUUGUCGAGGUGAUCAAGGAGCUCCUCCCUCGCCUUCCAGACAUAGUACAAAACCAUUACUGUCAAUUGGUCAAUGAAAAUACCUAUGGUACACCAAAAGAACCAAAGGCUGGACUGAUCUUCAAAUACACCAGAAAGACAAAUGUCAAGCAAGAAGUGACACCCCUCAUUAUCAUGAUCAAGUGUGUUGCCACACUCUACCAUGCAAUGCAUAAUCUUGGCCCCUUCCAUAGCCACUUUGAGCUCAAAUGGCAAAUGAGAACAUGUGCAACCUCAUUCAUUGGCAAUGAGAGGGAUGCAAUCUGCAUCCUCCACUUCAUGAUUGAGGAUCCAAGGUGGUUUGAAGUGGAAGCCACUGCUCUGGAACAGGAGUUCAACAUGACAUUGUCCAAAGGGGGAAAUGUUGUGCAGGACUCAACAAUGGAUGAAGCUUCCGAUCUGGAAGAGGAGCUCGACGUGGCAUUGUCCAAAGGGGGAGAUGUCAUACAGGACUCAAAGAUGGACGAAGCCUCUGAUGUAGUGCAAACGUUGGCCACAACGAGCAAGCUCAAUGUCGCUCUGACCACAAGAGAGUUCACAUUUGAUCCGACUGCUGUGGCAGGUGAUGGCCUCAUCAUCACUGGUCUGAACUUUGUCGAUGCUGUGGCUGGUCAUCAUGGACCCCCCACCUCAUCGUCCGCUGCCUCCCAUCUCACUAGCGUGGACGUGAACUUCAGCAUCAAGAUCGAUGACCAGUGUCUCUUCAACACACCGGAAGGGCAACCUCUUCCAAAGCCACCAGAAGGCAAGCCGGCCCUGAUUGGUGGUUUCCCUUGCUCACUUAGAAUUGGCAAGAUUGUCGGACACACCCCCGCAUUGGCCGGAGCUCCGGACGAGCAGCGACCCAUGGCAUGGCAGCCGCUCCUUGGCCAUCGUUUCGCAUCCACACCCACAGUCAACAACGCUUGGCGACGCAAUUGCAUCAAGAAUACGUACGAUGCAAGGAAGUCCAUGACGAGCAAAGCACUUCGCAGCGCUCAUGAGACAUAUGGCGACGGCGAGAUGGAUCACCACCUCUACACUGCUGUCGCCACCAUGAACACUGACGCUCAGUGGAAGCUCCCUGGUCCUCUUCCCGUGUUCGACCCUCCCCGCCCCAACACCACAACAAUCAUCGCCAAGGCUCAGUUGCUCAGUACCUCAGUGAAGGUGCUCUCUGGUGACGCCGUCACCAUUGACAAGGAGACCCUCACAAGGCUUGCUCUCGGCACCAAGGUUUACUCAACUGCAAUGACUGACGAUGAUGCCAGUGAUGCUUUGUCAUGCAAGAAUGCCAACUGUAGCAUUACCGUCAAAGGGGCUUCCGAUGCUACCUGCUUAGCUGCAGGGCCCUCUUCCACCAAGACUGCAUGUCAGGACAGGCACCUCUCUCAUGGUCCCUUCCAUGCUGUCCACUUCUCACGUAAUGGCAAGCUUCUGGUUCCCAUGACCACUGACCUUGUCCUCUGGGUUGUCAGCCCUGGUUCCUCUCACAAUCUCAGUGAAUCCGACAAUCGUGCCAGUGAAGCACAUCAAGAUGCUCCCACCAUCAAAUUCCCAUUCCGUCCCAUGAACAAUGAGAGCACACCCGCAGAGACCAGCGCAAACACAGGGGGUAUUGGAGGUAGUGGUAUUCGCGCUGUUCAGAGGUGUCACGACAAUACCAUCGCUCUAGCAUUCAACGACAAGGAAAAGACCUUUGUCGAUGACAUGGGUGAUGUUCUUCGUGGUCUUCAGGUCGUUGAAGUUGCUUGUGGUAUCAUCUGCACCCUCAUGGAAGAUGUCAUAGGAGCCGGAUGCGCAGGAGGCAGGAAGAAGUUGAAGUCAUAUGAAGGGGAUGUCAGAGGUCGCGUGCCCAAAACCUGA